UUGGUCCGUUUUUUCUUUGGCAGCUCAGUGUGUUUCUCUCAAAAAAUUAGCUUUCGAACCAGACGCUUGAGGAGAAGGAUUGGGCUUCCGCCAUUGAAGAGGUGCAAGUUUUGGGUCUCUCCUAUUCAAAGAGAAUAUCAGUAAAAACAAGGAAAUUUAGGGCCUUGGACCUCUCAUUCCAUGGAAGAAGAAUAUCGUGAAGAUAAGGCGGAGCAUCACACUAGGAACUAUGUUAUCCCCUCCUCCUCCACAACGAGCGUACACGUCACUGCGCUGGAUGGACUUGUGAAUGUCAACUCCCUGUUCACCAUUGCUGUCUUUGUCGGCCUCUCCAUCACUGCACCUGGGCAGCGUAGCCUGCAGGGCUCUGGCAAGUGCGAUGCUGGCCCCGAAGUUGCACGCCGUGUCGUUGUUUUUGAGGUCGUUGCCUUCGCGGCAUUCCUUUUCUCUAGUCUCGUGGCCCAAGGGCUAAAGCUGGCAAUCAACUUGAUCAAUAGUAAUGAAGCAGAUGAGAUUUUUAGGGCUAGAAUCAAUGGUCGGUUGCUGAGGAUAGGGAUGCUUGGCUCGGCGGCUGGGUCGGUGCUUGGAUGUGUUUUCUUGGUGCUAUCGAUUGUGAAUGUGGUGCAGAUCAGACUCGGGACGCUUACAUGUGGUAGCCACCCUGCAGCUCAGGCAGUGUGGACACUCGUGGUGCUCGUAUCAACUGCCCUAGUGGUGUACAUUUCUACAGUCCUCUAUGCCUUUACGCACUAGGACGAUCUCUGUGCGUUCAUUGUGCGAUUAUCGCUGAAACCAUGCAUCUUUUGCCUUUCCACGAAAUGGUCAGUUAUGUUCCGUCUGGUGCAUGUCCUUCAAACUAUGCAUUUUUUUGCCUUCCCUUAAUAAGGGUUAUUUAUCUUGUUCUUGUGUAUGUUUUUGGCUCCCUCUUGUAAUUUCUCCUCUCCUCUCAUUUAUCUAUCACAUAGUUCUGCUUUCUUUUGCAUAAUUAGAUCCCCUAUUUGAAUAUGA
Messenger RNA from Amborella trichopoda, 1008 nucleotides. RefSeq lists its product as uncharacterized. The record is from RefSeq and is a predicted model, not a curated record. Lineage: Eukaryota; Viridiplantae; Streptophyta; Magnoliopsida; Amborellales; Amborellaceae.